This is a messenger RNA of Stylophora pistillata, 1978 nucleotides long. RefSeq names its product ubiquitin-conjugating enzyme E2 Z. Gene Ontology annotation, biological process: negative regulation of apoptotic process. Lineage: Eukaryota; Metazoa; Cnidaria; Anthozoa; Scleractinia; Pocilloporidae. Gene Ontology annotation, molecular function: cysteine-type endopeptidase inhibitor activity. Gene Ontology annotation, cellular component: nucleus. The record is from RefSeq and is a predicted model, not a curated record.
GUAAUUUUCUUUAAUGCGCACUCUCCAGUGCUAAGUUCAACAUGGCGGAAGAAGAUAUGUUCUUGGCAUCAACCUCGAAUAUGUUAUGGGAUCCCGUUUAUUCCAAGGACUGGGAAAAAGAAAGUGUUACACCGCAGUGUGUUCUGAGAAUCAAAAGGGAUAUUAUGAGCAUUUACAAUGAACCUCCACCUGGUAUGUGUAUUGUUCCAGAUAAAGAAGACAUAACAAAGAUUCAUGCUCUAAUCACAGGCCCAUUUGAUACACCCUAUGAAGGAGGCUUCUUUUAUUUCCUGAUCCGAUGUCCUCCUGAUUACCCCAUCAGACCCCCCAGAGUCAAAUUAAUGACAACAGGGGGAGGGCAAGUCAGGUUUAACCCAAACUUGUACAGAAAUGGCAAAGUGUGCUUGAGUAUACUGGGGACAUGGUCUGGUCCAGCCUGGAGCCCUGCACAAUCUCUAUCAAGUGUAUUAAUCUCAAUUCAGUCUUUGUUGAAUGAAAAACCAUACCACAAUGAACCAGGAUUUGAACAGGAAAGGCAAGCAGGGGACUCCAAGAGGUAUAAUGAAUGCAUCCAACAUGAAAGCCUCAGGGUGGCCGUUUGUGACAUGCUGGAAGGCAAACUAAAAUGUCCAUCAGCACUCAAAGAUGUGAUGGAGAAAUCAUUCCCAGAGUUUUAUGAUUAUUACUUGUCAGUUAUCAAUGACAACUCACAUCUAAAUGGACAAAACAUGCUGGAUCCCUUUGGAGAGAAAAGAGGAACAUUUGACUUUGUUUCAAUUAAACAAAGACUGGAGAUCAUUCAGAAGAAACUUGAAGAGAGAAGGUCUACGGCACAGGGCUCUGAUGCCUCGUCAAGUGAUACCGAAAACAUAGAGGAAUCUUAACGUAGAUAAAUAUACUAUUUGUACAGUCACACAUGUAGUUAUAAUUUAAAUUUCAGUUAAAGGUACAAGUGCAUGUUCUGCCUGCUUGGGUUGUUGUUUUUUGAGAGUAUUAGAUGGCAAAGGUGUUAAAAAAUUUUGGACUACACUGCAUUCAGUUUCACCUAAAGCCUUAAGGUCGUGCUCUCCCUGGAGUUUCCUAGAAUGAACUGUGAGCAGAUUUGUUGAGAUGGCAUAAGAAGUGGUGUCAAAUUGUGAGAGUAUCAAUUUGUAUUGAGCGGGGCAGGGGGGGGGGAGAGUAUUCUAUGACUUGUUCUUCCAACUGAUAAAAUGUUGGGUUGCAAUUAAGUGAUGUAUCCCAAGUUAAAGAUGUAAAUAGACCUGUAUGGUAGUUAUAACAGAUACAGUUAGCUCUAGAGGGAAAGGAAAAUAUCAGGCUGUCUAAAUAAGAGAUGUACUUUGCUUCCUUGUGGCCGCAAGAUCAAGAAAGGUCCAUUGAAAAUUUUGCGAUGCAAACUCAUGAGAAGGCUAAGGGCUCAUUACUUGAAGUAAAAAGUACUCAGAUUGUACUCCCCUGGUAGAUAUUUCAUUUUUACCAAAAUGUGUCUAAUUUAGUCAAACCACAUUCAAAUUAUUCUAUCCAGUUCAUAGAAUUGAAAGACUGAUAUAAAUCAACCAGGAAGGGCCAGCACAGAGGGGGGGUUGACAUGGGGAAUAGGGGGCAUUAGUCUCCCCCCCUUGCCAAAAUGUUAUGAAAGGCUUGGCUCUAGAACUCUACAAAAGCUUUUUCUACAGACAGCUGCUUGCAAGUCCCCCCCCCCCCCCAUCCCAAUUUAAUUUGUGCUCCAGUGUCCCUUUUAAUUCAGUGUUGACCACUUUACAAACUCAGCUAGGGCAGGGGGGUCUUAUUGGGGAAACACUGUAAGUUGGCAAAAACCAAAAAGUUUUAAUGCAGCUGUCCUCAUUGUCAAUAUACAAGUAGCAUUGUUUACAGAUAAUGCUAUCAUAUGUUCAAGAAUAACUUAACAAAUAAUUUUUUUUAAAAUCUUAUUUAUGCUUGAAGUACAAGGUCUUCCAUUAAAAAUAAUAUUAUUGAU